CAGCGUUGCAUCCUGGGAAAAAGGUUUCGCCCAUAGCAACCUAUGAUAGCAACAGCAAAGAUACUCAUACUGAUCGAAAAGGGGUUAUUCAAUGUGAUUUCUUUAUCGUUUCUGAAAUGGAGAAAUUGCAGGCGGAGGAUGCACGAUAUUUGAAAAGGAAAAUUAAGGGUGGCAGUUUGGACGUGCAUCCUACUGAGGAAGCCCUUGUUGUUCAGUAUGAAAUGGAAGCCGCUAUUCUUGGAGAAACGGGGGACACCAUGAUCGGGGAAAGAAAAGAAUGUCAGAAAAUCAUCCGCCUCAAAAGCUUGAACGUCAACACAGACAUAGCUUCUCUCGCUUGCAAGGUUGUGGAAGAAUGCAGUCUCAUUCAACCGUCCAAGCUACCAGAGGUGGAGCAACUCCUGUUCUACCUGCAGAACCGCAAGAAAACGGACAAACGAGAGAAACGACUUUCAUCAAAACACAUCAGUCCGUUUGAGGGCAUGGAGCUGGACGAGGAGGCCAACAUCAACAGCGUCGAUGAGUACGUGGAGCUCUUGUACGAAGACGUCCCCGAGAAGAUACGAGGGGCCACUCUCAUCCUCCACCUGGCUCGCAACGCCGACAACCUGGAAGAGCUCCUGCAGAAUGAGACGGCCCUGGGAGCCCUGGCCAGAGUGCUGAGGGAGGACUGGAAGCAGAGUGUGGACCUGGCAACCACCAUCAUCUACAUCUUCUUCUGCUUCUCCAGCUUCUCCCAGUUCCACGGCCUGAUCACCCACUACAAGAUCGGAGCGCUGUGCAUGAACAUCGUGGAGCACGAACUGAAGAGGUACGACCUCUGGCAGGAGGAGCUGCAGAAGAAGAAGAAGGCCUGUGACGAAGACCCCGAAAACCAGAACCUGAAGAAGGAUCACGAGAAAGCCUUCAAGAAGUACCAGGGUCUCCUUGCCAAGCAAGAACAGCUUCUACGAGUGGCCUUGUUCCUGCUGCUGAACCUGGCGGAGGACACUCGCACGGAGCUGAAGAUGAGGAACAAGAACAUCGUCCACCUGCUGGUGAAGACGCUGGAUCGGGAGGAUGAGGAGUUGCUGGUGCUGGUGGUGUCCUUCCUGAAGAAGCUCAGCAUCUUCCUGGAGAACAAGAACGACAUGGCGGACACCUGCGCCGUGGAGAAGCUGUCCAGGUUUGUUCCCAGCAAGCACGAGGAGCUCGAGUGCACCACCCUUCGUCUCCUCCUCAACCUCUCCUUCGACACCGGCCUCCGAGGCCAGAUGGUCGAGGCCGGACUCAUCCCCAAGCUGUCCGCGCUGCUCGCUGACGAGGCCCAGAGGUCGCUGAGCAUGGGCAUCCUGUACCACAUCAGCGUGGACGACAGAUUCAAGUCCAUGUUUGCCUACACAGACUGCAUACCGCAGCUCAUGAAGAUGCUGUUUGAGGGAGCCGAGAGCCCGAUGAACGCUGAGCUCAUCUCUGUCUGCAUCAACCUGGCCGCUAACAAGAGGAACACCCACGUCAUCUGUGAAGGUAACGGCCUGAAGAUGCUGAUGAAGCGAGCUCUGAAGAUGAAGGACGUUCUGAUGAUGAAGAUGAUCAGGAACCUGUCUCAGCACGACGGAGCCACCAAGGGCCUGUUCAUCGACUACGUGGGAGAUCUGGCAGCCCAGAUCAGCGAGGAGGAAGAGGAGGAGUUUGUGAUCGAGUGUUUGGGGACGCUGGCUAACCUGACCAUCCCUGACCUGGACUGGGAGCUGGUGCUCAAGGAGUAUAACCUGGUGCCUUUCCUCAAGGAACGCCUCAAACCGGGUUCAGCAGAAGAUGACCUCAUCCUAGAGGUUGUGAUCCUGAUUGGGACGGUCUCCAUGGACGACUCGUGUGCCGCCAUGUUGGCUAUGUCUGGCAUCAUCCCUGCUCUCAUUGACCUGCUCACGGCCAAACAGGAGGAUGAUGAGUUUGUGUGCCAGAUCAUCUACGUGUUCUACCAGAUGGUGUUCCACCAGGCCACCAGAGACGUCAUCAUCAAGGACGACCAAGCCCCUAAAUGCCUCAUUGAGCUGAUGCACGACAAGAACGCGGAGGUCCGCAAGGUCUGUGACAACACUCUGGACAUCAUCGCUGAGUACGACGAGGAGUGGGGGAAGAAGAUACAGAUUGAGAAGUUCCACUUGCACAACUCCCAGUGGCUGAAUAUGGUGGAGAACCGUCAGAUGGACGAGGGGGAACCCUUCAUGUACGGAGAGGACGAAGAACCUUACCUGGGAAACGGAGACAUGGAGGCACCCGAUCUCUUCUACCAGGGAGAUGGAAUCAUUUCCGGAGACGGAUCCAUGAGUCCAGACUUCUACAGAGACUACCAGAAUGGAGACAUGGGCCAGGACCAGUCUGGGUACAGUUCCAUCCCAGAGAGGUUCUCCCAGAUUUCAGGGAACUCAGGAGGACGCCCCGCCACGGCCUACGGCUUCCGCCCCGACGACGCCUUCUUCUACGACUACUCCGGCACGGUCACCCGGUAAAACCGGUAACCUCCCGGUAACACACACACACACCCAUCACUCUGAAGACGUCCCCUGUAUACUGUACCUACACCGUGUGUGUGUCGUCACAAAGGAAUAUCAACACUACUUGUAUGUUGGACUGUUCAUAGGGUUAGAGGCUAGUGAUAUCUCUCUACAUCUCCAUGUUCUCACUGUCUUAUUGAAACGAGCACAGAAUUAAACUGUGAGACAACAAAGUGAUGUUUUUGCUGCGUUUGUGGAGAACGUCCUCAACAUCUCAUCCUUUCGGAGGCUAGUUGCACUCAUUCAUUGCACAAAUGUGAUUGUUUGAAAUAGCUUUGAUCAGAAAACGCUGUGUUAAUCGAUGUCUUAAUGGUGAUUGCGUAUGUUAUGCAGGUGUACAGGCAAUCCUGCUUUCAGGUGAAUAUGUUCCAUCAUCUGAUGUGAUUUAGGAAGACCAGGGUUCAGGGUUAACUCUGUUUUUCUAGAAUGACAUUCAAGAAUGUUUCUUUUUUCCAGCAUCAGUCUACACUACAUCUCUAUGCUAACAUCCAGUACAUCUGUACUCUGAUAUACAGUAAAUAUAUCUACUUAUAUUGUUCAUCUGUUUACACUGAUAUAAUGAACCGGUUCAUUUGUCUAUGCUAACAUAUAGUACUGUAGGCUGCAUCUGUCUUUACUGAAUAUACAAUGCAAUUCUCUCUCUAACAUACAGCACAUUUGUCUGUACUUAUACAAGACAUGACUCUGUACUGUACUAUGUGUGUGGAGACUACCACUGAAGGUAUAUAUGUUACACAGUA
Molecule: messenger RNA, 3277 nt
Organism: Hypomesus transpacificus
Lineage: Eukaryota; Metazoa; Chordata; Actinopteri; Osmeriformes; Osmeridae
Gene: kifap3a
Product: kinesin-associated protein 3a
Exons: 20
Coding region: 117-2492 (791 amino acids)
Biological process (GO): microtubule-based movement; cilium organization
Cellular component (GO): kinesin II complex; axoneme; ciliary transition zone
Molecular function (GO): kinesin binding
Source: RefSeq, a predicted model, not a curated record